Molecule: messenger RNA, 2130 nt
Organism: Apodemus sylvaticus (European woodmouse)
Lineage: Eukaryota; Metazoa; Chordata; Mammalia; Rodentia; Muridae
Product: solute carrier organic anion transporter family member 6C1-like
Exons: 13
Coding region: 1-2130 (709 amino acids)
Biological process (GO): transmembrane transport; sodium-independent organic anion transport
Cellular component (GO): membrane
Molecular function (GO): protein binding
Source: RefSeq, a predicted model, not a curated record
AUGGACCAGGACAAGGGAAGCAAAAACCAUGAAGUGGUGCAGGCUCAGGUGGUAGAGAAGGAUGAACCCCAGAAAACUGAGGAAUCCAGGAAAAUAGGAACGUACCUGGUAACACUUCCAAUUGCUGUGAAGAAGUUUACAGAGAAACAGGGUACGACAAUCACAGAUCCAAAAUACAGUGGUCCCACGGAGAGGCCACUUGGUUUGGGCCCUCUUGUUUUCCCUUGUUUACAGCGUUUCAACAACAUUGAUUCCUUCCUGAUUCUGUGCUGUUUUGCAAACUUGUCUCAUGGCAUGAUACUUGCUCUUGGUGAUCAGAAUAUAAAAACAUAUGUGUCUCAACUUUCUCUGUCACGAACAGAGGAAUUAAUAUUGGAUUCUAUUGAUUAUUUUGCUGCUUUCUUGGUAUCGAUAUUUGUAGCACACUUUGGAGGAAGAGGGAAUAGGCCAAGGUGGGUGGCAACUGCCACCUUUGUAACUUGGCUUUCCACAAUUGCUUUUGCUGUACCUUACUUUAAUUAUGAACUUAUCAAACUGAGCGAAGUAAAAGAAGAGGAUUUGUGCUAUGAAGGAAAAAAACCUAGUGUUUGUGAGAAAACUGUAAUACCGCACAAACCAGUAUGUGUCAGUUUCUUCAUCUUCGGGCAGGUGCUCCAUGGAAUAGCAGGGAUUCCACUCUAUCUGCUUUCCAUGACUUUUAUUUCUGACCAUGUUUCUACAGUCUCAUGUGGAUUAUAUUUAGCUAUUGCAGAUGCUUCAAUAGUUGUGGGAUACCUUCUGGGUUUUCUACUAGCAGUAAAAAGUUCUAAAGCUCCAGUGAAAGAAGCUAUGAAAGCAGUUGGACAAGUUCAGAGAUUCCGAAUAUUGCAGAGCGGUUGGUGGAAAUCUUAUAUUUUUGCUGGUUUAAUCUCAUUUUGUACAACUUUACCGCUGUUGUGUUUUUCAUCUCAUUUACCUGGUGCACACAAGAUAAGACUUCAAAAAAGUCAGGAACCUUCCACAGUUGACAGGAGACUUAUUAAUAAGGAAAUUAAGAAUAAUUUGAAAAGUGUUCUUCAUGCUAUUUGGUGUCUACUGAGGAACCCGAUGGUGCUGACCCAGACAUUCAGCAAAGUCAUAGAGUCUUUGACUGUGAAGGCAUAUUUAGAAUUUGUGCCCCAUUAUUUACAAACUCAAUUUUUAAUAACGCCCAUGCUCUCCACUUUGCUUGCAGGAAGUUUUUUAAUUCCAGGAUUUCUUUUUGGUCGUUUUUUUGGAGGCUAUAUUGCUUACAAAUUGCAAAUGGAUACAAAGAAUAAAUUGAAAUUUAUAGCAUCAACAUCUGCUAUAUCAAUUUUGCUUUUCCUAUUACUGUUAUCUGUGGAGUGUGAAACAGCAAAAUUUCCUGGAAUCAAUGAUGAUUAUGAUGGCCUUGGUAGCAUUGGAAGUCUCAAAGCUCCAUGCAAUGACUACUGUGGUUGCGCAUCUACUGUCUAUAAUUCCAUAUGUGGACGAGAUGAGAAACAAUAUUUCUCCCCCUGCUUUGCAGGGUGCAGUGCUUCUAAACAGAUGAGGAGAGAAAAGGCAUACUACAAUUGUUCUUGCAUUAAAGAAGGAUUGACAACUGUGGAUAAAGAAGGUCAAUAUAUUGAUGCAUUUUCUGGAACAUGUAAUACCAAAUGUCUUACUUUACCUUUAUUUUUUGCCUUUUACUUUUAUGCAUCUAUUUUUUCUAAUCUGUGUAGUAUACCUGCCUUCCUGGUUGUAAUCGAAAGUGUACCUACUAGUUGGAGCUCAAUGAGCCUGGGUAUAACAUUUUCAAUUUGGAGAUUCAUUGCGGCUGUCCCUGGGCCUAUAUUUUUUACAAAAAUAGCAGAAUUAUGUUGUAGUUUCUGGGACAUUAAUGCAUGUGGAAUAAAAGUACGUUGUUGGAUCUAUAAUAAGGAAAAAUUGUUCUACGCAUUUGUGGGAACAUGGUUUGGUUUGCAAGCAUCCACAAGCUUGCUUUGUCUUUAUGCCAUGAGCAGAUAUGAUUACGUGGUAAAAGGAAAAACUAAGAGUCUGGAUACACCUGUGAAUGAUGAAAAAUCAGAAGACAAAGAAGAAGAAGAAAAAGAAGAAGAAGUCGUAGUGAAAAAGAUUGCUUUCUAA